Molecule: messenger RNA, 390 nt
Organism: Scheffersomyces stipitis CBS 6054
Lineage: Eukaryota; Fungi; Ascomycota; Pichiomycetes; Serinales; Debaryomycetaceae
Product: RNA methylation protein
Exons: 1
Coding region: 1-390 (129 amino acids)
Biological process (GO): rRNA (guanine-N7)-methylation; peptidyl-glutamine methylation; tRNA methylation
Molecular function (GO): protein heterodimerization activity
Source: RefSeq, a predicted model, not a curated record
AUGAAGUUUUUAACUACCAACUUUGUCAAAUGUGCCGUCAAAGGAUGUCAAUCUUCUACUGAAUCAUUCCCUUUGAAAUAUUCAGACUGCCAGUUGGUGCAAGAAGAACAAGAAUAUAACCCAGAAUUUCUCGUACAUAUGUUGGAAAGACUAGACUGGAACGCUGUUAUACAAGUAGCCAGAGACUUGGGCAACGAUUCGUUACCUCCAACUAAGCCUGACAGCUUGGACCCAAUCAUGGAAGAAGACCAGGCUGUCUUGAAAGACUUGCAUACCUUGUUGGUGGAAACUCAAAUAGUCGAAGGACGUAUGACGUGCAACAACUGCCAGCACGUCUACCACAUCAAAAACUCCAUCCCUAACUUCUUGCUCCCUCCUCAUUUGUGCUAG